Messenger RNA from Hemibagrus wyckioides, 2722 nucleotides. It is a transcript of the gene csk, whose product is annotated as C-terminal Src kinase. Lineage: Eukaryota; Metazoa; Chordata; Actinopteri; Siluriformes; Bagridae. The record is from RefSeq and is a predicted model, not a curated record. Bases 563 to 1915 code for a protein of 450 amino acids. The transcript has 13 exons. Gene Ontology annotation, biological process: regulation of Fc receptor mediated stimulatory signaling pathway; adherens junction organization; protein phosphorylation. Gene Ontology annotation, molecular function: ATP binding; protein tyrosine kinase activity; protein binding.
AGUCCGCUUCCUUUUCAGGGCGCCUGUGUGUGAAAGUGUGUUUGUGUGAAUAUGUGUGAGAGUGGGCUGGCGUUCACCGAGAGCAGAAGCAGGUCUCAUUCGCUCUCAUUACACACUGGAUACGAGCAACAACAGCUCCAGACUGCAGUGAGGUUGUCUUUGUUGACGGUGUUUGAGCUGCACCAGUUUCUUGGUUCACGCGCUGGCCUGACUUGUUGUGGCUGAGGCUUUCACAGUGUUCUAAGGCUUUUUUUUUUUAAGGUUCACGCCUCUCCUCUAUUGUCUGUGUGUUGAUGAAACAAGCUGAAUUGAGAGGAAGAGCUUGCAUGGGUUUUUUUGGACUCAACAACUGCUUCUGAUUCCCGACGAAUCAUUUAGGAAAACCAUCCUCUGCACGGUUGCUGUUCCUCGACGAGCACGCGCACACAGGUUCUGGACACACUUGAUGGUGGAUGGUGUAGUUUCAGCGCUGAUGGUGUUUCUCAACCUGCUGAGACACUGAGAGGAUAUUCUCCUUCCCUCUCUCUUCCCUCUUUCCUUUCUUCCGUACACCCGCCUCAAUAUGUCUGCCAUACAGACGAUCUGGCCUCCAGGCACGGAGUGUGUGGCCCGGUACAACUUCACCGGCAUGACUGACCAGGACCUGCCCCUGUGUAAAGGAGACGUUCUGACCAUUAUAGGAGUCACUAAGGACCCGAACUGGUACAAAGCCAAGAACACAGUGGGACGAGAAGGGACCAUCCCAGCAAACUACGUACAGAAGAGAGAAGGGGUGAAGUCCGGCGGGAAGCUCAGCCUCAUGCCAUGGUUCCACGGUAAGAUAACGCGCGAACAGGCCGAGAGACUGCUCCACCCGCCCGAGACGGGGCUGUUCCUGGUGCGUGAGAGCACCAACUACCCCGGAGACUAUACGCUGUGUGUGAGCUCCGAGGGCAAAGUGGAGCACUACCGCAUCAUCUACCACAACGGGAAACUCACCAUCGACGAAGAGGUGUACUUCGAGAACCUCAUGCAGCUCGUCGAGCACUACACAAAAGAUGCGGACGGGCUUUGCACCAAACUCAUCAAACCCAAGCUCAUGGAGGGAACCGUGGCAGCGCAGGAUGAGUUCUCCAGAAGUGGCUGGGCUCUAAACCUCAAGGAACUGAAACUCAUUCAGACAAUUGGAAAGGGUGAAUUUGGAGAUGUCAUGGUUGGCGAUUACCGAGGCACGAAGGUAGCUGUGAAGUGCAUCAAGCAUGACGCCACAGCACAAGCCUUCAUCGCAGAAGCCUCGGUCAUGACGCAAAUGCGACACAAUAACCUGGUGCAGCUGUUGGGAGUGAUCGUGGAGGAGAAAGGCAGCUUGUUCAUCGUAACAGAGUACAUGGCUAAGGGAAGCCUGGUAGACUAUCUCCGCUCCAGAGGACGCUCCGUUAUCGGAGGAGAGUGUUUGAUCAAGUUCACUGUGGAUGUGUGUGAGGCCAUGGCCUAUCUGGAGGCUAACAACUUCGUCCACAGAGAUCUGGCAGCUCGGAACGUUUUAGUCUCGGAGGACAACAUCGCUAAAGUCAGUGAUUUCGGUUUGACCAAGGAGGCAUCGUCCACUCAGGACACGGCGAAGCUGCCCAUCAAAUGGACGUCUCCUGAAGCCCUGAGAGAAAAGAAAUUCUCCACUAAGUCAGAUGUAUGGAGUUAUGGAAUAUUGCUCUGGGAGAUCUACUCCUUUGGCCGUGUACCGUACCCAAGAAUUCCUCUGAAAGACGUGGUGCCACGUGUGGAAAAGGGUUAUAAGAUGGACGCCCCAGACGGCUGCCCCCCCGCCGUGUACGACGUCAUGAAGCAGUGCUGGACUUUGGAGCCGGCGAUGCGGCCCAGCUUCAAAGCGCUGAGAGAGAACCUGCAGCUCAUCCUAGAUAAAGAGCUCUACCUGUGAGAGCCAGGACGCGGAGACGGACUAACUCUGAGUGAGAGAGCGAGGGCACGGAGGGCUGUACCGAACUGAACACAAACACACACACUCUCAGAACAGCACUCCGUCAUCACACACUUGAAAAAGAAGAGAAAUUAUAUAAUAAGUAUGGCCAAUUUGUUUUACCGAUCCCCGAUUUGUUUUUUUGUUUUUUUCUUUUUGUUCCUUUUCUUUUGCUGUGCCUUCAUGAUUUGUUUUAUAGAAUCAGAGAGGCUGGCCUUCUCUUGUUCAUUUGUCUUUAAAAUAAUAAUAAUAAUAAUAAUAAUAAUAAUAAUUUAACUGUCUCCAGCCUCUUAUGACCGACCUGUUUGUCUUUUAUCAUUCAUUCACCGUCUUGCCGUCUUCUCCUCACUUUGCUAAGUCACGCUCCCACAGCGCAGGUUCCUCUUUAAGCCGCAUGUUCACGUGACCGUGGGUCUGUGUGGAUGUGCAAGCGUUGGUCUGUGGGCUCUCCUCUGUGGACGCUGUGUUUCCCCGGAGCACUGGACUCUCUUCCCUGUUACUGAGCUGUUGCUGUUAAAAAAAUGUUUAGUUUUUAUUAUUCAGUGAUCACGUUUUUUUUUAAUGUCUUUCAUUUGGUUGGAAAAAAAAAAGGGUCUCAUUCUUAACCCUGGGAAAGCCUCAACUUGAAACGUGUGAAUUCACAAAGGGGGAGGGAUUUGCUGAUUUACAUUUUUGAUCCAUAUGGGGGGGAUUUUGUAUGUAAACUGUAAGAAGACAAUGGAGAAAGGAAAUAUAAAGUUGAAAAUAUAACGUUGUCUGACUGUAUAA